UACCUGGCAGAGUCUUUUGGUGUAAUAUGCUAAUUUAGCCCGCGUUAGACCAACCUGAAUCAAUACAAACACCAUUCAGUGUGUGCGUGUGCCUCGUGUGUCUGUUCUUUAAAGCAGACGCUUGGUUUAUGUGUAGCCGGGGAACAGAGGGCGUGUCGGCAAUACAGCGCCGUACUCAAGGGUGCCAAUAAAUUCAAUAAUGACGCAAGUUAGCCCACCCAGCACAAUACGUCGGAUGGCACUGAGGCGUCCUUAGUGAUGUAUGGACCUCCGACGCGACGCGUUGUUUAUGGCGGACCUUCUGCAUAGCGCACGGGCCGUAUUAAUGCGUGAGCUGUCCAUGGUGCUGAAUAUUUGCUAUUAUAGCCAUUGUUUAUUUAGACUCGUGUAGGUUUUUUUUUUUUUGUACGUGUUAAACAUUGCAGAUAUUUAAACAGUAUAAGCGGCUACAUUUGAUAAUGCAUUUUUGUUUAUAAAUUAUUAAAAUUUUACACUGAUGAAACCCUAAACUGCACGUUUAUGAACGCUAUAGAAAUCGAUCGGUCACAGCUUCAGUAAUAUUGUCAUGCCGCCUGUUCGCCGUCCACGAAUGGCUGUGCUGCAAUAGCUGGAUAUUGAACACCAUGAUGUGCGACCGAAGAAGAGUUGCAAAGCAAUGAUGUCAUAGUUUUAAGUAGGAGCCACGGGAGAGCAUAUGGUUCGUACCCGCCGCCGAAAGGAAGUGUUGCUUUGUUAUGAGCAGGCGGCGCUGUAGCUGGCGGAAGAGGAGGUCGCCCAGCCCAGUGUCUCUUCGCCUGGAAUAGAGAAGCCGAGGAGAAGACGCGCGGAAAACGGGAAAACGAGAGCUGCUAUAAUGGCCGCUAAAUCUGACGGGGUGCUAAAGAUGAAGAAGAGCGACGUAGCAUUCACGCCUUUGCAGAAUUCCGAUCACUCGGGUUCGGUUCAAGGGCUCGCUCCGGGAUCGCAGCCGGAUUCGGCAACCGGAGAGCCGGACUUCGUCAACGGGGAGUCGCGCUGCUGUGGCUCCAAUUCGACGUGUCUGCGCCUCGACAGGGAGCAGCUGAAAUAUACGGUGUGGGACUGUCUGUGGAUCCUCGCCGCAGUGGCGGUGUAUCUCGCCGAUGUGGGCACGGACAUUUGGCUUUCCGUCGACUAUUACCUCCGCAGCGACUACUGGUGGUUCGGGCUAACGUUGUUCUUUGUGGUGCUCGGCUCGUUCUCCGUGCAGGUCUUCAGCUUCAGAUGGUUCGUUAACGAUUUCAGCACCGAGGAGAGCGGCGGUGGUGGUGCUGGGGGCGCUCCGGGCUGCUCGCACAUGGACGGGAAGCUGCUCAGCGGCUCGGCUUCACAUGGAGACGUGGGAGCCCACCCGUCUACACCUCAAAGGCAGGCAUCCACAGCCAGCAAGAGCAACACCACGACCAACAGCACCAACAGCGCUACUGCAGCCCGGAAUAGUAAGACACGCUCGGCGUCCUGUUCCCUGUGUAUCUGGCUGUUGCAGUCCGUCAUUCACAUCUUACAACUCGGACAGAUCUGGAGGUACUUCCACGCCAUCUACCUGGGCAUCAGGAGCAGGCAGAGCGGAGAUAAUGACAGCUGGAGGUUUUACUGGAGAAUGGUGUAUGAGUAUGCCGAUGUCAGCAUGCUCCACCUGCUGGCUACGUUCCUUGAAAGCGCCCCUCAACUUGUGCUCCAACUCUGUAUCAUCAUACAGACUCACAAGCUCCAGGCUGUACAAGGAAUGACAGCGGCUGCUUCCCUAGUGUCACUGGCCUGGGCGCUCGCCUCCUACCAGAAGGCCUUACGUGAUUCCCGCGACGACAAGAAGCCCAUCAGCUACCUUGCGGUCAUCAUUCAGUUCUGCUGGCAUUUCUUCACCAUAGCCGCUCGGGUGGUGACCUUCGCUCUCUUCGCCUCCGUGUUUCAACUCUACUUCGGCAUCUUCAUCGUACUCCACUGGUGCAUCAUGACCUUCUGGAUCGUGCACUGUGAGACGGAGUUCUGCAUCACCAAGUGGGAGGAGAUCGUCUUUGACAUGGUGGUGGGCAUCAUCUACAUCUUCAGCUGGUUCAAUGUGAAGGAGGGCCAUACCCGCUGCCGUCUCUUCAUUUACUACUUCAUGAUCCUGCUGGAGAACACGGCCCUCAGCACGCUUUGGUACCUGUACCGCUCGCCGCCCAGCACAGACGCCUUCGCCGUGCCCGCCCUCUGCGUCAUCUUCUCCAGCUUCUUCACCGGCAUUGUCUUCAUGCUCAUGUACUACACUUUCUUCCAUCCCAACGGUCCGCGCUUCGGGCGCUCUGCCAGCCUGGUCCAGCUCGAGGACCCCACCGCCACCUUCACGCUGCCACCCGAGGGCGCCACCAACUCUCUGCGCUCCAACCGCGGAGGAACGCUGGGCAGAGACGCUGACCGCGAGGCCAAGUACAGCGAGAGAGACGGAUGCGUACCUGUCUUUCAGGUGCGGCCCACCGCCCCCUCCACUCCCUCUUCCCGUGCCCCGCGCCUGGAGGAGACGGUCAUUAAAAUAGACUUGUGCAGGAACCGGUACCCUGCCUGGGAGAGGCACGUGUUGGACAGGAGUAUACGUAAAGCCAUCCUGGCCAUCGACUCAUCCCCCACUCCGCCCCGCCUCCAGUAUAAAGACGACACACUCGUUCAAGAGCGUCUGGAGUAUGAGACCACCUUGUAGCCUGCGCUGGGGAGACACAAAAACACAUCCACACCAUCCACUUUAAUAAACAGCAGGCCUGUGGCAAUAAAGUUCCUAGUUCUCCGUGUGGAGUGAAUAGCAUCGAGCCAUGAUGUUGAUUGUCAUGGACAAAAGCAUAUAGGCAUUGUGUAUUGUGGAUGGAAAAAUUAAUCAAUCUUUUUUAAGCAGUUCUCUUUUUCGGUUAACGUAACAAUUUCUUUUUUAUUACUUCCGUCUAGUCAGGGAAUAUCUGGGUUUUUAUGAAGACAUCGUGCUGGCUAAUAUCGACCGCUCAAUACUUCUGGGUGUUCGAGGGUACGAGAAGACGAGUUCGAACUUGAUAUAGUUUAGUUCACAAUAGGGUAAUUGCAAACAAAGCCUGAAAUCGACCACACAAACGCCGACACUGUACAUCUACCUAUCGCACCGGAGAUACGAUGUUUAAGAAAUUGCUGAUUGGACAUCUUUGCCAGGGUGCUGAAUCUUAUUAGUUCUGUCUCAUCAGCAGUUCUCUACCAGUGCCAAACGUCUGACUCCAAACCGAACUAUGGGUCUCUGUAAAUAUAAACAGGGCAGCAUUUCAACCAUCUACUUGAAUCCUGUACAAAGAAAAUAAAGAGUAGUUUGUGAUCAUCACACGCUCAAUUCAAGCCACACGGGACGGCGAGAACGCGAGAUUGUUUUCUUCUGUCGAGGAGAAGGCAAUAGGCCAAGAAAACACUUGCUGGCAGCUCCCAUUGGCAACCCAGCCUCAUUCACUGCUGUGGGCUGAUAAGGAUCUGUCUGGUUCACAGCAAACACACGUGCACAGAGAGAGUGGGAGACAUGGCAAUCCACAGCGGCUGACAAACUGCACUCGACACAACCUGGAUGCAUUUCAUCUUCUGGGUAAAGAUGCAGUGUUCUUAUGGGCUGGGCAGUGAUCGGUACUUUACAUCUCCUGUUAAAGUGCAACGAGAGAGCACACAUAGACAAUAAAAGGGGCAUCUUUCAUCACCUCAAAAUGUAUCUGGGAAAACUGUGGAGUGUACUGUACAUCCUGCAGAUGUGUACCGUGGUGUUUUUGAUUUCCAGUCUUUAAAACUAGCCCUCCACAAAUCAGAGAUGUCAGGGAUAAGCAGAGAUUGUGAUUGACGCUCCUGUUUCACAAAGAGAGAACACUGAAUCUUUAAAUCUGCCAAAAGCAUCCUUUUAAUAUGAAAGUGUUGGAGUUUUAAACGUUCUGUUCAGUUGCUGUCUUUUAAUUGAGCAUUUAUGUAGGUGAAAACACGAUAAAAGAAAACAAGCACAAAUCGUGUCACAGGAAGAAAUUUCAGCACAACAAGGGAGUUUUCUUGGUUAUUGUUACAUUGAUGUUGAGAAACAAAGUAGAAACGAUUGAAAAUUUCACAGCGACAAAAGCUAGAUGUGCCUGUUUGCUUUUGAAAGUGUGAAGAAGUGCGUGGGACAUUUUACAUGACAUUUUUUCGAUUCAUGUUCUUCUUUUUGUUGUUGAUGGAUUUAAUAAUGUGUCUUAAUGUCUCGUAGAUGCUUUUGCUUAAAGGGAUAGUUCACCUUAAAAUGAAAAUUCGGUCAUCAUUUCCCCAUCCUCAUGUUGUUCUAAAUCUGUAUGAAUUUCUUUUUUCUGAAGAACAAAGAAGAUAUUUUGUGAAAUGAUGGUAAACACACAGCAGAGAGUGACCAUUGGCUUCCAUAGUUGGAAUAAAAAGAUAUGAUGGAAUUUAAAGGGUACCGUCAACUGUGUGCUUACCAUCAGUUAUGAAAAUAUGAAGAGUUUGGUUCCAAAAUCAGUAUUGUAUCAGGUCAGUAUUUAAAAGUAAAUUCUUAAUUUUAUGCAAAAUCCAAUAUUCGCCGUGUUAUUCUGUUAUCUUUUCUCCCUUUUCCCCAAAACGCAUGAAAACGCCACUCCCCCUUUUCUACAGAAUGCAAUAAAUCUGCUCCACAAAUUACAGCGCACCAUUCCACGCAUUGUAAACAAACAAUGGCGGCGCACUGAGUACACGAAAUCCUAGUUUUCCUCAUCUAUUUUGUACUUCGUAAACAACAAACAAAAACAAAAUAAUACUUUAAUGACAAUGAUAAACGUGUGCUGGUUUUCUGUGACGGGAAAGAAACGUAAGCAAUCAACAUCUAAUAAUAUACGCGAGAGGCACUCAGGAGGACCCGGUUGUUGUCCCGACACAUUGACCCCAAGCGAUCUUAUGAAAAACUUUCCAUUAUUUUACUCAAAGUCAACGAAAAAUCGAGCAGAACCAAAACAUUUUACAGCUGAUCGCUGUGAAAAAUGUUAAGCGACGACGUCCCAAUUAUAACCGCAGCAAUGACUAACGUGUUUUUGUCCAUUAAUGCUUUUUUUAUCAGUGUAUACCACUAGUCAACUAAAUGAAUAUAACAUGGUUAAGAUGAAUGCACAUUUAUAUAUAAAUUCAAUAGAUUUAUAGCAUUUUGAAAAAAAACUUGUCAUGGAUUUAUUGCAUUUUAUGGGAAAUGUUUUUUUAUAAUAAAUCUUUGAAAAUCAAAUUAUGGAUUUUUAUGUUUUUAAACCUAAAGAUGCUAUGUGAAAGUUUGUGACAGAAAAUACUGGUUUUCAUCUUGUCACUUUCUUUGUAUAGAAAACUGGAAAAAAUGGAUUUAUAGCGUUUUGAAACCAAACUCUUCAUAUUUUCUUUAUCAUUUAUCACAAUAAAUCCAAAAUAUGGUCACUAUCUGCUGUGUGUUUACCACCAUGUCUCACAAUAUCUUCUUUUGUGUUCAUCAGAAAAAAAGAAAUUCAUACAGGUUUAGAACAACAUGAGGAUGAGGAAAUGAUGACAGAAUUUUAAUGUAAACUAUCCCUUUAAUGGCAUUAACUGUUUGGAGGUGACUGAUAUAAGAUAUUUAGAUACUUGGUAUAACAUGGUUGGUCAAAUUUUAGCUGUAAUUCGGGUUUUAUUGAAGCUCCUGAGAUGCUUAUAAUAAUCAGCAUCCAACCAUUACUUGCAAGUUUUGUUUUUCAAUCCGCAUCAAUCCACAUUUUUGUCACAGACAAACGUGGACAAACAUCCUAAUUGUGUUGUGAAUCAUAAAAAAGAACAAAAUAAGCACAAUUUAGAUCCUUUCGUAUGAAAACCACAGUGGAACGUACAGUAGGCUCGGCAUAUUUUAGCUAUUUUGCUACUUUCCUAUUUUGUCAGCUUUUCUUCCAGACGAGUCAUAUAGUUUAAUUUUUCUGCGUGAUGGAUGAUGAUGGUAUUUUGUCUUUUGGCAAAAUUUUUCCAAACAACCUCUCUAAAAGAGCCCUCUGUAGUCAGAGCACAAAAAAAACUUGUCUAAGCACACUAAUUAGGCAAUAUUCUGAUUCACAUCGCUGCACCACCUACACGCGACCAGUCUUGAAGGAAGACAAGUGGUUUAUAAGACACCUCUGUAAUGUUAUAUUUCUAUGAUCUUCCUGUGGUGAUCUUUGCUCGCUUUUUGGGUUGCAUACAUGGAAAUAAUCCAUAAACAUAGUGAUAUUCCAGACUGCAUACUGCGUUGGAUUUAAAGGGAUAGAUCACUUUAAAAUGAAAAUGAUGUCAUCCUUUACUCAUUCUCAUGUUGUUCUAAACCUGUAUGAAUUUCUUUUUUCUGAUGAACACAAAAAAAAGAUAUUUUGAGAAAUUAUGGUAAACACACUGCAGAUAGUGUCCAUUGACUUCUAUAGUAGGAAAAAAUAGUAUUGAGUAUUGUGAUAAAUGAUGAAGAAAAUAUUUUGAAUAAUUAUGUUAAGCACACAGUUGAUGGUACCCAUUAAAUUCCAUUAUAUUUUUUAUUCAUUCCUACUAUGGAAGUCAAUGGACACUGUAUGCUUUGUGUUUACCAUCAUUUCUCAAAAUAUCUUCUUUUGUAUUCAUCAGAAAAAAUACAUUCAUAUAGGUUUAGAACAACAUGUGGAUGAGAACAUGAGAAUGACUAAUGAUGACAGAAUUUCAUUUUUGGGUGAACUAUCCCUUUAAGCGAACAUCAUGCCAACAUUAGAUGAGAUAUUAAGUCCUGCCUUGUCUGCAGAAAUCAACAGUGGUUUGACUUUUUCUUUACAGUACAUUCAGCCAUUUUUCCAGGUGCAAGGUCUCAAUUAUAAUGUUAAAAUAUGCCAUUAAAAGAAAACAUAAUGCAAAGAGAUGGAGAGCAAAUCAAGCUAUUGGAGAUUAAGUCUCAUUAUUAUUCAAAAGGAUGUGCAGGAAUCCAGGCUGAUGUCUGAAUGCUGUCUAGUUAGAAAUAUACGGUUUAUUGUCCAAUUUCCAUCAUUUUUAAAAGUGAAUCAUGCCAUUUAUGAUAUAAAAGGGGUAAAGAGAUGCAUACUUGUGAUAGUUUAACACGGAGGUGACAGAAACUCAAUUAAUCAUAACAUUACAGCAAAACUAUGUAUCUUUGUUUUGCACUUCCAACGUAUGUUUAGGUUUAUAUAUAGAUAUAUAUUUGUAUUCAUCAAGAAUUCCUCCACUCUGGAAAAAACAAACAUAAUUCAUACCUAUAACCUACCUCAAAGCGGUAUUUUAAACAGACCAUUCUCCAGCUUUAGGUGAUAUGAGGGAAUUUAUUCCGGUUGAAUGAGUUGAAGGCUGUUCUGUUUAUUACCAGUCCAAAAGUACGCUCUUAGUUAAAAGGUACAAAAGCUGUCACUGAGGGAAGUACCCUUUGAAAAAGUAUCUAAAGGGUGCAUAUUUGUACCUCAAAUGCCUAAAUGGUUUAUAAGAGGACCUUUUAAAGAGUGCAGUCCCGGAGACAGCUUUUGUACCUUUUUCUGACAGCGUAGAGAUGAGCUCUUAACCAGGACUUCUAGUACAACUACACACAGCAACCAGGGGAAAACAUUGAAUUGCAUUCAUGCAAGCUACUUUUAUUUCAUUUGCCUUAAGCAACGUUCAACUUUUUCUGUGGAUUAAUGUUUUAUGUUUUUGUUAUUUAUUUGUCUGUAUCAUACCCACAAUGCUCUGGUUACUGUCAUGGCAGUAUGAUGUUGAAUUAUUAUUGUGGUUUGGAAACGGUAGAGGUUCAAAAACAAAGAAAGCAGAGAAAACAAAAAUGCAUAUGCAGACAAACAAUCAAAAUGACAACCCACACUGUUAGUUUGUUAAUAUCUUAGGUCAUGUUAUAAUAUUUUGAAUUGAACGUUCUGAAACUAACAAAGUGGCACUUGUUUCAUAGACUGAGUUUCAUGUCAUUGUACAUCAGAGAAGAUUUCUGAUGUUUUCUUUCUCAAAAAAACAAAACGAAACAAAUCAAUGGUCCUCUUUCACCUGUAGACAUACAGUAGAUGCUUAGAUGAAUUAGAAUGCCAUAGAUGUGAGGGUGGGGGCUAGAACAUUUAGAUAAUCGGUGGUUAAUAAUAAAGCACGAUAUAUUAGUACAAGCACAGUCAUUUAAUGAACUCGACAAUAAAGAUGGCAUUCAGUUCAAUGAUGUACAGACUUUACUGGCAUUUGUGACAGAAGUUCAGUAGUGAAUUGCAAAAGGCUAUUUAACUGUAAAUAAAUGUAUGCAAAUGUACAUGUGUAAAAGAACAUUCCUCUCCGAGUCCCGAUUGUGAAGGGUGUCUAUUGACUAGAGAUUGGUGCCACGAGAUGGCAGUUACAUACAGACAUAUACAGAUAAACCUAGUGUGGUGUAUGUGAUGUAUUAAAUGACGUAAAAAGCAAAAAACAAAAAAACUGUUUAUUAUCGGUCUCUUAAGUAAGUUGUAUUGUGUGAUGAACGUCUGAAGUGCGUAAAAUGCAUCAAAUCUGUUAUCUAAUUUUAUUGUAAAUUGAAGAGUAAAGCAAAAGAACGUUACAUUUUUGUACAUAUUGGAUUUUUGUAAAUUUUUAUUUGAUCCUAAUGCAACACAAAGUACCAAAUUCAUUUAAUAAAGUACACUGUGGUCAUUUUA
Molecule: messenger RNA, 8582 nt
Organism: Paramisgurnus dabryanus
Lineage: Eukaryota; Metazoa; Chordata; Actinopteri; Cypriniformes; Cobitidae
Gene: xkr4
Product: XK related 4
Biological process (GO): engulfment of apoptotic cell; phosphatidylserine exposure on apoptotic cell surface; apoptotic process involved in development
Cellular component (GO): plasma membrane
Source: RefSeq, a predicted model, not a curated record